This is a messenger RNA of Cyphellophora attinorum, 1563 nucleotides long. RefSeq names its product O-methylsterigmatocystin oxido. The record is from RefSeq and is a predicted model, not a curated record. Gene Ontology annotation, molecular function: oxidoreductase activity, acting on paired donors, with incorporation or reduction of molecular oxygen; monooxygenase activity; iron ion binding. The transcript is spliced from 3 exons. Bases 1 to 1563 code for a protein of 520 amino acids. Lineage: Eukaryota; Fungi; Ascomycota; Eurotiomycetes; Chaetothyriales; Cyphellophoraceae.
AUGACCAACAUCUCGAUUUCGUCAGCACUUCAGCCCGUCUUCCGAAUGAGCUUUUCCGAGGCCGCUUUGAUUCUCUUCCUGGGAGUCUUCUUUCUGUUCGUAGCCCUCUUUCGGCUACUACGACCAGUCGAUCGAAGGCCUCCGCCAACAGGCAAGAAAUGGAGACUUCCACCUGGUCCCCGUGGCUAUCCACUGAUUGGGAAUUUGUUGCUGUAUGGACAAGGGGAAGCAGCUGGACACCAGAUCGCCAGAUAUGGAGAGAUGACGACCACUCACCUUGGCUCGAAGCUGUGGGUGGUCUUGAACAGCAAUCGACUGGUCUCAGAGCUGUAUGGUCGUAAGGGCAGCGUCACGAAUGGGAGACCACGAUACCCGAUGGUGAAUGAGCUGAUCAGUCAGGGACGAAGAUCCGUACUGCUUCCAGCGGACGGAUGGACUGAGCGCCGACGGGUGAUGCACCAACUGCUCAGUGGAUCAGCUCUCAACAAGUACCAGGAGUAUCAGAAUACCGAGAGCAUCACACUGCUUGCAUCGUAUUCAGAAAGACCAAAAGAUUGGUUCCUCCACAACCGGACAUACUCAAACUCGGUUAUUCACCGCAUUACAUUCGGAGAGCGGCCUGGAGCAGGAGCAGAUGUCGACAAAGUGGCCGAAGCACAAUUCUACUUCCUGAUGAACGCCCCACCUUACAAUUUCUGGGAUUGUUUCCCUGACUUAGCGAAGCUGCCACUGGCCCUGCAAUGGUGGCGUGGAAAGUACGAUCAGAUGGGAAAAGCAACCCACGAGGCAUACAGUGCGUACUGGAAGCCUCUCAAGGAGAACAUCGAGCUUGGGAAGGCGCCACAAUCGUUUGCCAGAGAUUUGGUUUUCAACGAAGGCAAAUUCUCUGGAGGCGAAGAUGACAAGAUGUUCCUUGCUAUGCAGCUGGUUGAAGCAGGCAGCGACACAACCAGAUUGACAACGAACAUUUUCAUACUCGCUGCCGUCACAAAUCCGGAUAAGUUCCUGAAGGCAAGGCAGCAGCUCGAUGAAGUCUGUGGGAGCCAUGCCGAGCGCCUUCCUGAGUUCUCGGACGAGAAGAACUUACCAUACAUCAACGCUUUCGCCAAAGAAAUGCUGCGCUGGCGUCGUAUCUUUGACUGGACACCGGAGCACAUGCUCACUGAAGACUUGGAAUUUGAAGGGUACUUCUUCCCGAAGGGCACGAAUUUCGUUAUCAAUCAUGCCGCCAUCGCCAACGAUCCUGCUUCGUACGAAGACCCGAAGGAGUUCCAACCCGAGAGAUGGCUAGAUGGGCGGGAAGCGGAGAUCUGGGAGGGCAGCUGGCAGUUUGGACAUGGGCGACGACUGUGUGUAGGAUAUCGACUGGCACAAAAAAGUAUUUUCAUCAAUCUUGCGCGGUUGAUCUACUGUUUCGAUUUCAAAGCGAGGGAGCCUUUUGACGACCGCAACAUCAAUCACUUCACGUCGAAUGAGCCUUUCCCCAUCGAGGUCACUCUUAGGGGUGAGAAGUUCGGGAGCUUAAUCCAGAGGGCAGCUCAGCAGCAGCCAGGGGAGGAGUAA